Messenger RNA from Dentiscutata erythropus, 324 nucleotides. NCBI's taxonomy places the organism in Eukaryota, Fungi, Glomeromycota, Glomeromycetes, Diversisporales, Gigasporaceae. The record is from the annotation of a GenBank genome assembly.
AUGAGACCUUUAAUAUAUUAUAAUAUUCAAAAUCUGGGAAUAGGUAAUCUUAAGGGUUUAAUGGAAGAUGAACCUAUUCCUGAUCGUUGGGAAAGGUAUUGGAGAACUUACGCUGUGUUUAGAUGGACAUUUAUUAUUUUGACUGCUAUUUGGAGAUUUGGUUUACUUUUUGAAAUUCCUUUCCAUGUUCUAAUUAUUUAUAAAACAAGAACAACUAACGAUGCAGUUUAUAUUGGAGCUAUUUUUGGUUAUAGUUGGUUCGGUUGUUUAAUUUUGUCUAGUACUAUAUUUUCCAAAUGGAUGCAAAUAUUAUUUGUGAACUGA